This is a messenger RNA of Rhodamnia argentea, 1806 nucleotides long. RefSeq names its product AAA-ATPase At3g28580-like. Lineage: Eukaryota; Viridiplantae; Streptophyta; Magnoliopsida; Myrtales; Myrtaceae. The transcript has a single exon. Bases 91 to 1662 code for a protein of 523 amino acids. Gene Ontology annotation, molecular function: ATP hydrolysis activity; ATP binding. The record is from RefSeq and is a predicted model, not a curated record.
GAUGUAUAAAAAGCAAAGGCCAGGAGUUGGAGGAGUUCCUCAAAAGCAAAAGCAGCACCCUUAUAUUCACAAUUCAUAGAGAAAUUAAGCAUGCUUGUUCCUCGAGAGAUGUUGUCCAACUUCGGAUCCGCGAUCGGCGGCCUAGCGGUCAUCUGGGUUAUGCUUCCCCGGUGGCAGCAAUAUCUCCCUCCCCAGAUCCGCGACCUCGUGGACAGGUGCAUCAACAAGUUGGUGAACCUGUUCUAUCCGUACGUCAUGAUCGUGUUCUCCGAGUUCGAGGGGGAACGGCUCGCGCGCAGCGCGACCUACCUGGCUAUCCAGAGCUACCUCAAGGAACACGCCACUUUGCGGGCACGAAGGCUCAAGGCGGAGACAGUCAAAGAUAGCCAAUCUCCGAUUUUUAGCAUGGGCGAUAACGAGGAGGUCACCGACACAUUCGAGGGAGUUAAGGUCUGGUGGGCCUCGAGAAAGAUCCCUAGGAACGUGUCCCUUUCGCUCCAUCCCAUGACCGAGGACCGGAGGUUUUACGAGCUCGUGUUCCACCGGCGACACCGGCAGUUGAUCAUGCAGUCUUAUGUCAAGCACGUCUUGACAGAAGGGAAGGCGAUCGCGCAUAAAAACCGGCAGCAAAAGCUCUACGCUAAUAAUCCGAGCGAGUACUGGAGCCACGUUGCGUUCGAGCACCCCGCCAAUUUCGAGACCUUAGCCAUGGACCCAAACAAGAAGCGGGACAUUUUGAAUGAUCUCACGAAGUUCCGUGACGGGAAAGAGUACUAUGCCAAAAUAGGCAAGCCCUGGAAGCGUGGCUAUCUGCUCUACGGCCCGCCAGGAACCGGCAAGUCCACCAUGAUUGCCGCCAUGGCUAAUUUCCUGAACUACGACGUGUACGAUCUCGAGUUGACUGCAGUCAAGGACAACACCAAGCUGAAGAAGCUACUAAUUGAAACUUCGAGCAGGUCGAUCAUCAUGAUCGAAGACAUAGACUGCUCACUUGAUCUGACAGGCCAGAGAAAGAAGAAGGAGAAGGAUGAUGACGAUGACGACGACGACAGCGACGAAAACGAUGAUCCCUCCAAGAAGAUGGUCAAAGAAGAGAAGGCAGGUAGCAAGGUGACUCUAUCUGGUCUGCUCAACUUCAUCGACGGUAUCUGGUCAGCUUGUGGGGGAGAAAGGAUCAUCAUAUUCACAACCAACCAUGUGGACAAGCUCGACCCUGCCCUUAUAAGGGGAGGAAGGAUGGACAAGCACAUAGAGAUGUCCUAUUGCUGCUUCGAGGCAUUCAAGGUUCUUGCGAGGAAUUACUUGGACAUCCAGGACCACCUUCUGUUCGAAACAAUCAGCCGACUGCUCGACGAGACCAAUAUGACACCCGCCGACGUCACGGAGAACUUGAUGCCUAAGUCCGACGACAAAGAUGCGGAGACCUGCUUGAGGAACUUGAUAGAAGCGCUCGAAGCGGCCAAGAAGGAAGCAAGGAAGAAGAAAGAGAAAGAAUCGCGGGCGCAGGCCAAGGAGGGGCGAGAGAAGAAAGUCAACGAGGAGGAAGAGGAAGGGAAAGAGAGUGGAACAUCCGCUAAAGAAGCGAAGGAAAAUGGCGACGUCGGUGGAGGAGUUGCCGCUAAGGAAGUGGGGGAGAAUGGUGUUUGCAGCUGCAGACGUUGAAAUUUAGCUGAAAACGGGGUAAAAUGGAGUGCGAUUGGUUUAAACAGAGAAAAUCAAGUAGCCUUCAUGGAUUUAUCUCCCUCUUGUAAGUCAGACAUUUGCUGCAUUAUCUUAAAUUAUUACAUAAAUAAGAAAUAAUUUUUC